AAAUUUCACACUGGCACACGCCCGGAAAGGUCUGUCCCAAUUCUCCGAGCGUAUCAUGGCGGCGCAGAUGGCGGUAAAUUCGGGAGCCAGUCUGUGGGGGCCGAUGAAGGAGCUGUGGGAGACGGUGGACGGGGCUGUGUUGAGGAGACAGUCGGAGAGCGUCCACCUGCUGGACCUGCUGCUGAAGAAACACAAACCGCACUUUUUGUCACUUUUCAAGAAUCCGCCAAAAAGCGCAGAGCAGAGAGAGAAGGUGCGUAAAGCAAGCACAGAAGGCAUCGCCAUCCAGGGUCAACAGGGGUCUCGUCUCCUUCCAGAGCAGCUUCUGACGGAAGCCUUCAUCCUCAGUGACUUGUUUGAUAUUGGAGAGCUGACAGCUUUGGAGCUUCUGUUGGCAGGUGAGCAGCAGCAGCCUCAUUUUCCAGGUCUGACACGAGGGCUGGUUGCUGUGUUGCUCUACUGGGAUGGAAAACUUUGCGUUGCCAACUCUCUGCGGACACUCAUCCAGUCCCGCCAUGGCAAGACCUUCACCCUGGAUCUGAGUGGGGAGCUGGUGGCUUUGACGACACGUUUUACAGAUGAGCUGAUGAGCCAGGGUCUGACAACACGCAUCCUAACCUUGGUGUCCGAGAUCAGUGUGACACGUGAAUUUGAACGGCUGCAGAAGGAACGCGGCCUGGGCAACGAAAAGCACAGGAAAGAGGUUUCUGACCUCAUCAAUGAAUGCAGACAGGCGCUGGCCGAUAGCCUGUUUUCGUGGACCUGCCAAUCACCCUUGACUAAAGAUGACACUCUGGCUCUCAUUGGCCACCUGGAGACGGUGACAGCUCAAGCUGACGGCUCGUUGGACAGUGUGAACCAGGCUCUGGUCAUGGCUCUUCUCUACUGCUUGGACGUCAGCUUCGUGGAGCAGGGGACUGAAGACAGAGAAGAUCUGCUCCAGGCACUGCCGUUGCUGACAGAGAGGCAGUACGUAGCUGCAGUGCACAGUCGUCUGAUGGACGUUCAGCCGUGGAAGCUUCCCGGCCUGCAAGCUGUGUGUCGACUGGCCUGGGCUCUGUCCCUGAGGGUCCUUUCCCAGCUUCCACAGGGAUCUGCUCUGGUUGAGUUCACUGAGGCAGAUGAGGCACUAGCUGACCAGGCUCUACUGGGGGAUGUCUUCCUGUUCAUGAGGGAGGGCAUGCUCGGAUGUGAGGGUUUUGCCCAAGAAGAGUUUUACAUCCGUCGCCUCCAUUCACUCAUCACAGACUUCCUGGCUCUCAUGCCAAUGAAGGUCAAGCAGAUUCGUAACCGUGCUGAUGAGGAUGCCCGUCUGGUGCACAUGUCCCUACAGAUGGAGAGCGAGCCUCCAUCAUCGCUGCGCAAGGAUUUAGACCACCUCAUGUUCCUCAUUGGGGAGUUUUACAGUAAAGACUCAUUCGGGCUGGAGCUGGGUCUGGAGUUCUGGUGUCCCACAGAGUCUCUCCAACACACUUCCUUGCAGGGAUCCUACCUGGGAAUGGCCUUGCAGAGGCCUCCGCAUAAACAGGUUGUUCUGUCCAAGUUUGUGCGUCAGAUGGGAGACCUCCUUCCCUCCACCCUCUAUAUCUCCUAUCUCCACAUGCUGAAAGGCCUCGCCAACGGUCCCCAGUGUGCCCACUACUGCUUCAGCCUACUGAAAACUAAUGGAGCCACACACAGUGACAACCUCCAGGGAGUUUCAGGCAGCCCGGUGUCGUGGGAACAUUUCUUUCACUCCCUAAUGCUUUACCACGAGAACCUGCGACGAGACCUUCCAAAUCCAGACGCCACACAGUACCGCCACCCUCCACUGAGGGGCAUCACCCAAAGGGAGAUGGAAGGACUCACCUCGUUUUUGCAGUUACUCACCACCAUCAUUACAUGGAGUGAAAAUGCUCGACUGGCGUUAUGUGAACAUCCUCAGUGGACUCCAGUCAUAGUAAUGCUGGGGCUGCUGCAGUGCAGCGUUCCACCCGUCCUCAAGGCAGAGCUCAUGCUCUGCCUGGCAGCCUUCGGGAAGUCACCCGAGAUCGCUGCUUCCCUCUGGCAGUCACUGGAGUACACACAGGUCCUGCAGACCGUUCGAGCCCCAGGACAGAGGCAGGCAGCUGGAAUUGAGGUGGAGCUGAAUGAGAUUGAGUCGAGCUGCGAGGAGUACCCUCUGACACGAGGCUUCUGUCAUCUGAUCAGCACGUUGGUCGAAAGCAGCCUUCCCGUUAAUUUGGGGGCCGGGCUGCGAGUGCCGGGCUUCCAGCCCUACCUGAACUUCUUGCGCGACUCCGUGUUCCUCCCCUUCCCCACCAGAGCGUAUCGCUGCCCUGCUGAGAAGUGGGAGGUAGCUGAUUCCGUCCUGGAGGUGUUCCACAAGCUGCUGCGGGACUACGAGCCCCAGCCGUCAGACUUUGUUCAGGAGAUGGUGGAGCUGCAGGGUGAGCAGGUCUCGUCCUACAAGCCCCCCGGCCACAGCAUCAUGUUCCAUCUGCUCAACGACUCGCCCACACUGGCGCUCUGCCUCAGCCUCCUGGAGGAAGGUGUGCGCCAGUUGGACACUUAUGCACCUUUCCCCGGUAAGAAACACUUGGAGUCGGCGGUGCUGCACUGCCUGUGCCUGCUGGACCUGGCUCUGCAGAAGGAGGUGGUGUUCAUGGAUCUCCUCAGAGAGAGCCAGGCCUCCCUGCUGGUUUCCCCCUUAGAGCAGCUGCUCCAGGGUGUCAGUCCGCAAACCCGUCGGGCUGAUCACAUUGUCAGUAUUGCCAGGUUUCUGUAUCACGGUAGCACCAACCCAGAGGCUGCCUUCCAAAGUGCCAAGAUCCUGCGUCGCAUUGCCAACUACCCCAACAUUCAGAACAGGCUGGUGGGAGAUUUCACACAUGACCAGACAGUGAGUGACAAACUGAUGGCAGGUUUCGUAGAGUGUCUGGACAACGAAGAGGCAGAGGAAGGAACAGAAAAAGAAGAUGACUCAGACCCAAGGAAAAAGAUGGUGAGAAUCCGACAUGAAACCCAGAUCCACAUUCUGAACCUGCUCAUCACCUCCCUGGAGCUCAAGACACCCAACCUGGCUCUUUACCUUCUGGGCUACGAGGUGAAGAAGGCCGUGUCCUCCACCAACCUCCAGGACCCAGGCGUGUUGGGAUGUCCACGGAGUUGCCUGCACGCCAUCCUGAGUCUGCUGCAGAGAGGCACCGAGAGGAGAUCAGGACCGGUGCUCACGCAGGAGGCCCCUCACCUGGCUGAGCUCUGCUACCAGGUGAUCUACCAGCUGUGUGCCUGCCCCGACACAUCUGGACCCACCAUGCGCUAUUUGAGGACCAGCCAGGACUUCCUGUUCUCUCACCUGCAGCACCUGCCCUUCAUCCUGCCCGGCGACCAGAUCGCUGCCCUCUCCCAAAUGUCUUGGCUCAUGAAAACCGCCGCGAUCGAGCUUAGAGUGACGUCACUGAACCGCCAGCGUUCACACACCCAACGCCUUGUCAGCCUCCUGCUUGACGACCAGCCGCACACUCAGCACACAGCCGACGGGGAGUCGGGCAUGGAAGAAGAGACCAGAUCAGUCAGCGGUUUCCUGCAUUUUGACACAGUUUCUAAAGUGCGCAGGAAGUUGCUGAGUGUGCUGGACGCCAUCGACUUCAGUCAGGACAUGCCCGAGCUCCUGCAGCUGGACUUCUUUGAGCGAACUCAGAUCGAGCAGGUGAUCGCCAACUGUGAGCACGUCAACGAGCACGGACACACCGUGUGCAACGUCAAGUUGCUUCACAGAGUGCUGGUUGCUGAGGUGAAUGCCCUGCAAGGAAUGGCAGCCAUCGGACAGAGGCCCCUGUUACUGGAGGAGGUGAACUCCAUCCUGCAGCAGGUGGUGGAACGCAACCGCGUCCGUCGAAGUCUUAGUGCAAAGCGCCACGCGCUGCAGUCCUGGAGAAGCCUGGUGGAGACACUGCUGACCGCCUGCCCCGCCGACCUCAUACCUGCCGAUGACAGGCAGCUCAUCAUCCGAGACCUGCUGCUGGACCUGCACGACAAGGUAUUAUCCGACGAUGCAGCUGGAGAACUGAUGCCCAUUGUUGCCGGGGCAGUCUUCACCCUGACAGCCCACCUCAGCCAAUCAGUGCUGUCAGAGCAGCAGCAGGGGGUGGGAUUAGAAACGAGUUCGGGCUUUGCCUCCAUCGCCAACUCCGCCCUGCACCUGGUCCUCCGCAAACUGCUGGACUUCAUCCUUUGUACCGGAGGUGGAUACCAGCGUCUGCGUGCUCACCUGUAUGGCUCUCUGCUGUACUACCUGCAAAUCGCCCAGAAACCCGAGGAACCAGACACUCUGCAGACAGCUGGGAAGGCAAUGUGGGAACGACUAACUGCCCCCGAAGAUGGUUUCUCCAAACUCCAGAGAGAGAACCUUGCCAUCAUCGAGAGUUACGGCAAGUCUCUCAUGGAGGUUGUGUGUCGGGACGCCUGCGACGGCCACGAAAUUAGCAGGAUGCUGGCCCUGGCCGUGCUGGACCGGAUCCUGUCGAUAGACCGUCAGAAUCAAUGGCUGGUUUACGUCUGCAACAGUGGAUACCUGCGGUCGCUUGUGGAGAGUCUGAGACAGGACGACGCCGCCCUGCAGAGCCUGCUCACGCCUCAGCCGCCGCUGCUCAAACCACUCUACAUCUACGAAAGCAAGAUGGCUCUGCUGACUCGUGUGGCUAAGACAGGCCAGGGAGCUGUGGAGCUGCUGCGCUGUGGACUAGUGGUGCAACUGAUGGAGUGUCAGGUGUUUGAUAUGAUACCUGACAGAGAUGGACACAGGGGGAUGAGGGACCCGUCAGGCUUCAUCCCCAGUCCCAUGGACCGCUACAGGCAGAUUCUCCAGCCCACCCUCAGACUCUUUCAGGUGAUCCUGACCUCUACCACCAUGAAUCACCAGCAGGGGGCGACGCAGGUUCUCCAGUGGCUCAUAGUCCACGCAGACACCAUUCAGUCCCUGUUACGCUGUCAUGAGCUAAGCACGGGAUCUGUGCAGCAGCUUUCUCUGCUGACAGGCAUCAUCAGUAAGACGGCUCUGCCAGGUGCCCUGGAGGUCGGUGGGGAGGUCAACAGUGCUGCUCUGAUGGAGUUCCAGGGUCACAUAAACAGAUUCCAGCGUCUGUGUCUGUCUCUGCUCGGCUGUCUGGUGGGGGGUGAGCGGGAGAGGCUGCUGAAACAGGCUGAGAUCGCUGUGCCGGGAGAUUCAGCAGAACAACGAGAAGAGAUGGAAGUGGCCAUGCAACAGGUGUGUGCCAACAUCAUGGAGUACUGCCAAACGCUGCUGCUGCAGAGCUCAGCCCAGGCCCAGUUCAGCAUCUGCCUCUUCAGCCCGUCGGGCAGCGAGCCAGCUGGCAGGGAUGGAGGACGCACAGAUCUUUCCUCCACUGUGCCGUCAAUGGCAUACUCCCGAGCGCCCAGCCUGGGUCUGGUCCUGUACCUGUUGAAGAACAGCGCCGCAGACUUCUUCAGGUUCCACCAGAGUCACAGACAGAGCCUGGGCAAGCUGCAGAGUCUGGAUCAGCUGCCUCCUGAUGAGCUCAAGGAGUUGUGCCAGGGCCUGGUGACGGGCCCCGGAGGUGUGGAGAAGAUCUCUUCUGUCCAGAGGAGCUUGUUGGCCAAGAGACGACUGGUCCAGCUUGUCAACAACAGAGCCAAGCUGCUGGCCCUUUGCUCCUACGUCAUCGAGACGUGUUUGUUUGUGUUGUGGCGCCACCUGGAGUACUACCUGUUGCACUGCACCCCUACGGACCCGAAGGACUCCCUGUUGCCUGGCGCCAGUUUGUACAGAUCACGCCUAACAGAUGACUCUUUUGGCGUGCUGCAGGCGAGUCGUGGACUCAGUCUGUCCCGAGUCAGCCAGCAGGAUCUAGACAUGCUGAAGAGCGACAUGGUCGCAGGUUUCGGAGAAGCCCUGCAGAGGAAGCUGCUGGAGGUGGAGGGCUUGUACAGCCAGGUCCGCUCCCGAUACACCUUCAUCCAGGCCCUGGUUCGCCGGGUCCGGGGCCUGCUCCGGCAGCCCAAGAGCUGAGACCCACACACACAAACAAUUGCACACAUACACAAAAAGACUGGCCCGAGACCCCAAAAUGCCCCUUUGCUUUAUUAAAUCAAAACCUCUGCCGAGCAUAAAAAGAUGAGCAACACCAGGAAACUACCAAGGACAACACGCCUGCUCCAGCUCCUCUCCUGAGUAUCGUGGGAUGAUGAAACCACCAACACAACACAAUGAUGAUGAAUUCUGUGAGACCAAUCUUGAAUAUGUUUGACUAAUGCUGCGCAAGAAGCGUUUACUUUGAAGAAGUGAAAAACCUUAUCUUGCAGAAAACACUUAUGGAAGUUUUACUCGUUAAGAAGAAUUGAUAGUUUUGUUUGAUCUGAUAUUUUUUUUCUUGAGUGAAAAUAAACAUUUUCUAUGUCUGUUAAA
Molecule: messenger RNA, 6427 nt
Organism: Scophthalmus maximus (turbot)
Lineage: Eukaryota; Metazoa; Chordata; Actinopteri; Pleuronectiformes; Scophthalmidae
Gene: nup205
Product: nucleoporin 205
Exons: 42
Coding region: 56-6031 (1991 amino acids)
Biological process (GO): nuclear pore organization
Cellular component (GO): nuclear pore; nuclear pore inner ring
Molecular function (GO): structural constituent of nuclear pore
Source: RefSeq, a predicted model, not a curated record